AUGGCAGGAGGCGAAGGUGGUGGUGAGGGAUUAUCCUUAGAGUACACACCAACAUGGGUGGUUGCACUCGUCUGCACCGUGAUUGUUGCCAUUUCUUUAGUUGUCGAAAGGUUGCUCCAUUAUGCUGGCAAGUACUUGCUGAAGAAAAACCAGAGGUCUCUCUUCCAGGCUUUGCUAAAAAUCAAAGAAGAAUUGAUGCUGUUGGGAUUCAUAUCUUUACUCCUGACUGUGUUUCAAAGCAGAAUUACAAAAAUAUGCAUUCCUAAACACUUAACCAAUCACUGGCUUCCCUGCAAGAAGCCAACUGAGGCAGGCACAAAAGCCACCGCUCAUUUUGAAGACUUCUCUUUGUUUAUUACGCGAGGACGCCACCUUCUUGCAGCAGCUUCUGAUAAUGCAGGUUACUGUGAUGCUAAGGGGAAGACACCUUUAUUAUCUCUUAAAGCAGUGGAAGAUCUUCAUAUCUUCAUAUUCGUGUUAGCUGUUGCUCAUGUAGUUUUCUCUGCCUUUACAAUUCUCUUUGGGGGAUUGAAGAUACGCCAAUGGAGAUACUGGGAAGAUUCUAUUCAGAAAAGAGAAAAUGAUCCAGAACAAGCUUCCAAAACUAAGGUUACACAUGUCCACGAACAUGCUUUCAUCAGGUCGAGGUUUUCGGGUAUUGGUAGGAUUACUUUGUUCAGUUGGCUAAAAUCAUUCUUCAAGCAGUUCUACGGAUCCGUCAAUAAAUCAGAUUAUACAACUCUGCGACUUGGUUUCGUGAUGACUCACUGUAGGGGAAAUCCAAAGUUCAACUUUUAUAAGUACAUGACUCGUGCUCUCGAACACGAUUUUAAGAAAGUUGUAGGAAUAAGUUGGUAUCUAUGGGUUUUUGUGUUUGUUUUCUUGUUGCUGAAUGUUUACGGUUGGCAUGCAUAUUUUUGGAUCUCAUUCUUUCCCCUGAUCCUUUUGCUUGCUGUGGGCACUAAACUUGAGCAUAUUAUCACACAAUUGGCUGAAGAAGUUGCUCAAAAACAUUCAGCUGUUGCAGGGGACCUGAUAGUUAGGCCUUCUGAUGAUCAUUUCUGGUUCCAAAAACCGCGUCUUGUCCUUGUGUUGAUUCAUAUAAUUUUAUUCCAGAAUUCCUUUGAGAUUGCUGUUUUCUUCUGGAUGCUGGUUAUAUUUGGUUUUGACUCAUGCAUCAUGGGACAAGUUGGUUAUAUUGUUCCCAGACUUGUCAUAGGGGUUUUUGUGCAGUUUCUUUGCAGUUACAGUACCCUACCACUGUACGCAAUUGUCGCGCAGAUGGGAAGUUCAUUCAACAUCGCCAUAUUCGAUGAUCAUAUAAAAGCGGGUUUGGUAGGAUGGGCUCAAAAGGCUAAAAAGAAUAAGGGACUGAGGAAAGUUUCAGCGGCUGUUGGUGGUAGGGUUGGUGGCUCUAACCAAGUGGUGCGUCAAGAUUCUCCUGUGGCUGUGAGAUCAGUUGAGAUGGUAGGAAAGGAAGAUGCAGAGUCUGCAAUGUAUCAAGGCAAAGCACCAGAAAUCCAGCCUGCUAUGACUCUCCCAUAA
Messenger RNA from Fraxinus pennsylvanica, 1545 nucleotides. The record is from the annotation of a GenBank genome assembly. Lineage: Eukaryota; Viridiplantae; Streptophyta; Magnoliopsida; Lamiales; Oleaceae.